CUGAAGCUUGGAGACCAUCUAGCUAUGAAAAAUUAAUUCUAUUGGAAGUGAUUGACAGCUAUUUUCAUUUCUUGGUCUAGCACCACCCACCUCCUCCUUCUUCUUAUAUACAGAUUUAUUGAGAUGUGGGCCAAGUUUAGAAAGAUCAGAAAAGAUGGGAAAGAACUGGUAGAUGCUUGUGAAAGCUUGAAUGUCGAUGAAGAGUAUGUUAGUGCAUUAAGAACACAAUCCUAUACUGAUUUCUUUGCUAAAGCUCAAUCACUUGUAAACAAGUCAUCAUUUCCAUCUUUCUGUCAUCAGAAAUUCUCUGAAGUUCUUCUUGAACCAGGUCAAGAAGCUAUACCUGCAAUUCUUGAAUCAGCUAUUUUCUCUAAAAUACCUGAACUCAAAGGCCUUAUGCUUAAUUACUUUGAUUUAAGUGCUGAGGCUUCAAGAACUUGCAGUCACCUCCUCAAAAACAUAAACCAAAUCCAAUCAAACUACCAAUAUAUUCAACAAGUACUUGAUAGCACAAUCAACGAUCACUCCCCCGAUAAGGUCAAGCUAAUCGCUUCAGAGCUGAACUCAUUCAUCAACCAAAAGAAUCCAUUUUCUACUCCUAACAAGAAUGACUUCAAGCUGAUUCAUGACAGGUAUUCAUCAGUAUUAAACCAUUUAAAAUCCAAGAGGAAGAAAUUGGCUAGGGAAAUGAAGCUAAUUUCUUGUAUCCAUAAGGCAAGUGGGGUUUGUAUAACAGCAGCUUGUAGCUUAAUUGCAAUUACAGCUGUUGUUUUAGCAGCACACACACUUACUGCUAUAGUAAUGGGGCCAGCCGUCUUCAGCUUCCCAAUAAAGGGCUUGAAGAAAAAAAUCCUGAGAUUCAGAUUCCUGAGAAGUGGAACAUUUCUCAGGAAAGUUGCUCAACAACUUGAUAUGGCAGCUAAGGGAACUUAUAUACUGAACAGGGAUUUUGACACAAUGAGUAGACUUGUUGCCAGGCUUCAUGAUGAGGUUGAAGACAACAAGGCAAUGAUUCAGUUCUGUUUGGAGAGUCGGGAAGAUAAAUUUUCCCUGCAAGUAGUGAAGGAGCUGCACAAGAGUGAUAUUGGGAUCAGGGAGCAAGUAGAGGAGCUUGAAGAACAUGUUUACCUUUGCCUUCUAACCAUUAAUAGAGCAAGAGGUCUAGUGAUUAAAGAAAUGACUACUUCUGCAGGCAUUGAAAGUUUGAGAAAGCAUCUGUGA
Hevea brasiliensis (rubber tree) is the source of this 1221-nucleotide messenger RNA. RefSeq names its product UPF0496 protein At1g20180-like. Bases 124 to 1221 code for a protein of 365 amino acids. The transcript has 2 exons. NCBI's taxonomy places the organism in Eukaryota, Viridiplantae, Streptophyta, Magnoliopsida, Malpighiales, Euphorbiaceae. The record is from RefSeq and is a predicted model, not a curated record.